AUGGAAAGAAAAGCUUCCGCAGCCAGUCUCCUGACUGUAACAGAUAGCAAAGAUCGUCCAGACCACAUUUACUGGCAGUGCGUGCCAGAAACCAAGCCCAGUCUCAUUGACAAGGUACGCGGCAAGAAGCCCUGUCAGCGCCAGAACAGCAUGCGGUACGACAUCUGCAGUGGGUGCUGCACCAAACGUCGAGCCGGAGCUAUUGCAAAGAACCGCGACUCAGAGACGAUUGGAGAGCUCCUCACUUGGGAUGUGCAUGGGAAUGAGAUCUGGCGGUACACUGUACCGUAUCCUGGGCCGCAGAAGUACGAAUUUUGGGCGGAGGAUUUCCCUUGA
This is a messenger RNA of Fusarium graminearum PH-1, 336 nucleotides long. RefSeq lists its product as uncharacterized. The record is from RefSeq and is a predicted model, not a curated record. The transcript has a single exon. Bases 1 to 336 code for a protein of 111 amino acids. Lineage: Eukaryota; Fungi; Ascomycota; Sordariomycetes; Hypocreales; Nectriaceae.